CCAUGGUGCCCUUUUCCAUUUUUAAUUUACAUUCCAGCAUCCGACCUUCUCUUCUUCUUGCUCUUCCUCCUCUCUCCUCGUCCUGCUCUCACUUCCUCUUCUCUCUCAUUACAGUCUUUUUCCCCGGUACUGUUGCUUCCACCUGACCUCAACUCGCAUCUUCUGAGACUCAGGCUGCUCUUCCCUACAAGACUCAUCGCUGCCCUCUCCGUGCCUACCUGUUCGCUUUAGCCCAGCACCACGCCGCACAUCGACAUCAACAUCCCGGCUCACCUCACCCGGUCUUUAUCUUGGCUCUGUUCGUUUCUCGUCACUCACUCAACCGUCACCACCACCACCAACAACAAACCCCGGAAGAACUGUUUUCUUUUCUUUUCUGGCCUGUUUGGCUCCUUUAAUACCCACUCCCAUCUUCUUGCUCUCUUGGAUUUCGCACGCCACACCCUUCAAAGGCACGGCACUCAAACGGCACCAACUCUUACGACUUUACACGACUAAUACCCCCCUUCUUCUCUCCCAUCGACUCGACAUUCGGUUUAAAAACCUCACCCGCGCAUCUUGCCAUAAUGCUUGUCCAAACUGUCCUCGUCGCAUUGAGUGCGACCCUGGCUGCCGCCGUCAAGCCCCUCACUGUCAAGGGCAAUGCCUUUGUCAACGACGCUGGCGAAAAGUUCCAGAUCGUCGGUGUCGAUUACCAGAUCGGCGGAAGCGCUGCCUAUGACCCCGUCCACAACCGCGACCCUCUCAGCAACGGCGAUGUCUGCUUGCGCGAUGCUGCCCUGCUACAGCGCCUCGGCGCCAACGCCAUCCGGGUCUACAACCUCGACCCCAACCUGAACCACGAUGCUUGCGCCUCCAUCUUCAACGCCGCUGGUAUGUACAUGAUCCUCGACGUCAACUCGCCCCUGCCUGGGGAGAGUCUCACCAGCGUGGAGCCCUGGACCAGCUACUACGCUGCCUACUUGAACCGCACCUUCGCCAUUGUCGAAUCCUUCAAGAGCUACCCCAACACGCUAGCUUUUUUCUCUGGCAACGAGGUCAUGAACGAUGUCAAGACAGCCGAGUUCGUUCCUCAGUAUCUGCGCGCUGUCACUCGCGAUCUGAAGAACUACAUCUCCAAGCAUGCCGACCGCCCCAUUCCUGUUGGGUACUCGGCCGCCGACGUCCGCGAGAUCCUUGUCGAUUCCUGGAACUUCCUGCAGUGUGCUGAGAACGGCGACGAGAAGGAUCCUAGCCGUAUCGACCUCUUUGGUCUUAACUCGUACUCUUGGUGCGGCGACUCUGACUUCAAGAAGUCCACCUACGACCAGCUCGUCUCAGACCUGAAGGAGUCUUCCGUUCCUAUUUUCUUCUCCGAGUUUGGCUGCAACCAAGUCACACCUCGUGUUUUCACUGAGAUUGGCGCCAUCUACGGCCCCGACAUGAAGGACCUCUUCUCGGGCGGCCUCGUCUACGAAUACAGCCAGGAGGACAACAACUUUGGCAUCGUCAAGGUCAACGACGACAAGUCUGUCGAGCUGCUGAUCGACUACACAAACCUCGCCACCCAGUACAAUAAGGUCGACUUCAAGUCUCUCCAGGCCGAGAAGGCGCCCACCAACUCCCCCAAGCCUCCCAAAUGCGAUUCGUCCCUGAUUAAGGAGAAGGGCUUUAACAACAACUUCACUCUGCCGGAUGUUCCCCCCGGAGCCCAGGAGCUGAUUGACAACGGCAUUAAGAACAAGCCUUCCGGUAAGAUCAUCUCCAUCUCCGACUGGACCGUCAAGCACAAGGUCUACGACGUUGGCGGCAAGACAGAGAUCACUGGCCUCGCCGUUUCGCCACUCGCCGACUCUGACGCCAACACUCCCGGCACCAACACGGGCGGCUCGACUGCUCCCGCCGCCAGUGGCACUUCCACUCCUACCGGCACUGGCACUACCUCUUCUUCCACCCCGUCGACGAGCAACAACCCUGCAGUUCCGUUGCGCCCCAAGGUUGCUGCCAUGGCCGCGCCUCUGCUUGCUCUCCUUUUCUUGUAAAAGCUCUAGGAGCAUACGCUGGAUGUUGUAUGUGGUUUAUCCGUAAGGUUUGGAGGUAAUGCAUGACUUGGCUUCUUUCUGGCAUCAUAGAUUCCCCGCGGUUUGUUUUAGAACCCUCAAUUGAUACAUUUAAAGAGGUUGCCCUCCUUCUGCUGUGUCACUAUGUUGGACAAUCCCGAAGCUCAUCCUUAUCACUCUCGGAAGGUUCAACAUCGCAACAAAACAGAGGCUCUCCUGGUUUAAGGUAUACGUCUGGGAUAUCAUUGCGCUUGCGACAUAGUCGUCGGGACUGCGAACCCUUCUAUGUUAUGUGGCGAUGUUCCUGAAGCUCGGUUGCAUACUGUUCUUGUUACACUUCGUCGUCAGAUUGUUCCUAAAAGAUAUGCUGUGGGAUACGCAUUGACAAACUGAGCUCGACAUCCCAAAGAUUUGAACAUUCAGAUGCUCAAUAGGGCGAGACAACCUCCGGGUGCGCAUCAAGGACAAAGUAUCUGAGUGAGUGAUGCGUACGGCCUCACUUGCGGAACUUAGUAUGCUCCAAGCCGGUAUAUAAACAUCUAUGAGUGUUUUCUCAACUUAUACCGAGAAAACGCUAGGCAGUAGGAACACGCCUUGACGACAUGGCAUGGCUAGCCCCACCGCCGUUUACCGUCAACUGACUGCAGUACCACCGACUGUAGAGACGCUUUCUCUUCUUAUGUUAUGGGUAAUUAUUCCUGAUUCCGAUACAAUCGGUGUGAUAGCUUGGAAACUCGUGUCUGCAAGAAAGAUGUGAUACUAAGUUUGGGGCUUUUUGAGUCUUGUCUCGGGCAAAUCGAUUGAAUGAAUGCUCGCAACCCUGGAUGCUUACUUCGUCUGUGUCAGUGUUAUCGAUGCAUUUGACUGCGGAUUAGAAUAUGACCAGAGCCACUCCAGCAAAGAGACCUGAAAGAGGACAUUUGUGAUUGCAAAAAUAAUGGAUUCCGGAUCGCAUGACAAAAGGCUUGCAUUAGGUAUUCAAGGUAGGCAUGAGUGUAUUCGCGACUUCCAGUGGCAGCGCGACAUGUAAAUAACACCCCGGUAGGGCUUUUCCCGGGAUG
Molecule: messenger RNA, 3100 nt
Organism: Colletotrichum destructivum
Lineage: Eukaryota; Fungi; Ascomycota; Sordariomycetes; Glomerellales; Glomerellaceae
Product: Putative glucanosyltransferase, glycoside hydrolase superfamily
Exons: 2
Coding region: 567-2021 (484 amino acids)
Biological process (GO): fungal-type cell wall organization; fungal-type cell wall (1->3)-beta-D-glucan biosynthetic process
Cellular component (GO): plasma membrane
Molecular function (GO): 1,3-beta-glucanosyltransferase activity
Source: RefSeq, a predicted model, not a curated record